Malurus melanocephalus (red-backed fairy wren) is the source of this 1141-nucleotide messenger RNA. It is a transcript of the gene MRPS26, whose product is annotated as mitochondrial ribosomal protein S26. Gene Ontology annotation, cellular component: mitochondrial small ribosomal subunit. The record is from RefSeq and is a predicted model, not a curated record. The transcript is spliced from 4 exons. Bases 25 to 714 code for a protein of 229 amino acids. Lineage: Eukaryota; Metazoa; Chordata; Aves; Passeriformes; Maluridae.
UCACUCUCCGCGCCGGGCCCCGCCAUGCUGCCGGCGCUGAGGCGCUGCCGCCCGGGGCCCGUCCCUGUGCCGGUCGUGGCGGCCGCGCUGGGCCCCGGUCCCUUCCCGGGGCUCUGUCCUGGCAGUCCCGGCCCCUUCCCGGGGCUCUGUCCCGCCUGGACCCCGCGGGCCGUGCCGGCGCGGGGCCGCAAGUCCCGGCACGACCCUCCCGCCAAGUCCAAGGCGGGGCGGGUGAAGCUGCCGCCGCCCGUGGAUCCCGAGGAGCUGCUGGUGGUGCUGGAGCGGUACCGGCAGCACCGGCUGGUGCUCAGCGCCCUCCGGGCUGAGUUCAGGGCCGAGGUGCAGCAGCAGAAGCGGGAGGAGCGUUUGGCUGCCGAGACCUCCGUGGAGGAGCUGGAGGAGCACCGGCGCCUGAUGGCCUGGAACGACGAGGAGAACGCCCGGCAGCAGGCACGCAGAGAGGAGAGGCUCAGGAAAGAAGAGGAGGAGCUGAAGMGGAAGAAGUCAGAGAUUGCAGAGAGACAGGCCAGGAAAAUGGAGGCUUUCCUGGAAGAAAAGGAGAAGGAGGUUCUCCAGCUGCAGGAGGAAGCCAAGAACUUCAUCACCCCCGAGAACCUGGAGGCACGGAUCGAGGAGUGCCUGGACAACCCCCGCAACUACAACUUCGCCAUCGACAAGGACGGGCGGAUCGUCAGGCGCACMGUGCUGUCAUAGCAGCCCUGGAUUGUGUCCAGGGGCUCCCCAGCCAGCACAGAUUCUUCUUUUGAAUGUAUAAAUUGACCACAGAAUGGUGGAGAAAGGCCACGGGCCUGGCUGUGCUGUUUCCAAAGGGUUAAUGCCUGCGGGAAGCUCAGAGGUUGCAGCAGCCUGGCUCAGCCCUGUGUGCCUGUUGCUGUGCCUGUGAUCCCACCUCCCACACGUUUGGAUCCCUCCUGCCUUCACACACAGCCUGGCUCUGAGCUCCUUGCUGUCAGCUCCUCUGGAUGUUUCUGCAGGCAAAMGAGGGCUGGAUUUGUAGGAAGCACUGACCUUUCCCUUCUUUUGCUGUUGGGGGAAGGAAUUUAUUGUUCCUCCUGAUGUCACACUUUGAACCCUCCUUUGCACAUCCCAUGGUGUGGCUGAAUAAGAAAAUGUGUCUGAA